UAUGUGACAAUUUCGUUAGUUUAGCACCCGAUUAGUUGAUGAAAACGCUAUGUGAUAAUCUCGCUAACAUAACGGAUAGACAAGUAAAUAAAUGUGCCGGCGUGACAUCAAAUCAGUGGCAUGCAAACACAUCUACAUACAUAAAUAAAUGCAUGCAUGUAUACAUAUACAUAUGUAUGUAGUAUAUCUGUUUGUCAAUACGUAAAUGAGUACAGUGAUUAGAAUGUGUGAAAUUUAAUUGUUAGCUGGCGUAGUUUGACAAAGAAUUGGCGUCAAUUGCUAACGGAAGUCUGUUUGACUAUCAAUCAAAAUACAUACAUACAUACAUAUACGAAACACCUACCAAGGCAAACACAAAAUUGCACCGCCUGCCUGAUUAGCAUCAUUAACUAACUGGUCGAAGGCAUAGCUACAAGAUGAUGACAAUGAAUGAGUUAGUGGACCUGCGAAUGCAGCAACAAAUUGCGCACGAGAUAUACCGACAGCAAAUUAUGCAACGUAUUCCAGAUCCUUUUCCGCCAAUGCUGCCUUUUCCUAUUCCGCGACACGUAAUAAUGCCACCGAGAAUCUCUUUGCCUGGAACAGAUGUGACCCUGCAAAACGAUCAGCUGUGGAAGCAAUUUCAUCAAAUCGGCACAGAAAUGAUUAUAACAAAAAGCGGCAGACGAAUGUUUCCAUCAAUGCGUCUUUCGCUUUCCGGCCUGGAGGAUGACUCUAACUACUGUGUUUUGUUGGAGAUGGUUCCGAUCGGCGAUUGUCGCUACAAGUUUUCUGGAUCUCAAUGGAUGCCUGCUGGCGGCGCGGAGCCUCAGAGUCCUCAACGGAUGUAUUUGCACCCAGAUAGUCCUGCAUCUGGGGCUCACUGGCAAGCGCAACCUAUUCUAUUUAACAAAGUGAAACUUACCAACAACACCCUGGACAGUAACGGUCAUAUUGUUUUGGCCAGCAUGCACAAGUAUCAACCACGCAUACAUGUGAUACGAACUGCAGACUUAACUCAAAUACCUUGGGCGCCACAACAGGCAUUUAUAUUUCCGGAAACCGAGUUUGUAGCAGUUACGGCAUAUCAGAAUGAUCGCAUCACCAAAUUGAAGAUCGACAACAACCCGUUCGCGAAAGGGUUCCGCGAAACAGGCCAAUCGCGAAGUAAACGCAAAAUGUCUUCAUCGCCUUCCGAUGAGGACUCUGAACAACAACAUCAACCGCAAUGCCAUCAACAACCUGGGCGCCACCACGGAGCAAGACAACUACAAUCGCAGUCACAAAGUCAUUCCCACAGUCAGCGUAGUGUUGUUGUGUCGCCGACAAUGUCAACAACGUUGGCAGUGACCAGCGAGUCGGCGGGAUCAUCAAUUUGUUCCGAUAAGGCGGCGCAUCCCAACAGCGACGACAUCGCCUAUGUAGACGUUGACAUUGUGGCGGCGAAUGCCGAUACAGAUGACGAUGGACCGCAAAUUAAGCGCCUGAGAUCAAAUGAGUCCGCCGGGUCGAUAGCAUCGACACCGCUGGAGGAGAUGAUCGUUAAUGCGCAUGCGGGCAGCGAACGCGCCUCUCAUUUGUUUGUGGCUGAAGAAACGAGUUUGCAACCGUCCUUAUUUGAAUGGUCGUCGCAGCUACCACAGCCGACGACUGCUGCUGGUGGUGGAGUUGUCUUCGCCAACGGUGGCCACACGUCAUUCAUGCAACAUUUACAGCAAAACAUGCAAUCAAUGCUGCGACCAACGCUUGUCGACUUGGCUUGUACCUAUUUCGGCCGAUCGCAGCCCAUUUAUGCACAAUACGGGCACCCACCAAACGCUGCCGCCGAAGAUCAAACAGUGGCCGCUGCAAUGCCAUCAGCUCCUGAGCAAUUUUCAUGUCCGCCGCUUGUCGAUUCAUCGACCACUGUAUAUGCCACCGAAAUUCCCCCUCAUUCGCUUGGCGUCGAAACUGUGGAGCCGCUGCCGCGAGCCAUUGAUAGCGAAGAGGGGAAAUCAAAUUCUGCAGUGGAAGCUAAUGUGACACAGAUGUUCCAACUGGAGAGCAUAAUAAGCCAUUCGCCACCCAAACGGAAAGGAUUUAGCAUUUCGGCCAUUUUAGGAGGUGGCAGCUAGCGCAACCAGCCAACGUUCUCGAACGUUAUCAGUUCUUCGAUACUAAAUUAUUAAAAUACUUCUUGCAUACUUCUAUAUGAAUCUA
Rhagoletis pomonella (apple maggot) is the source of this 2178-nucleotide messenger RNA. RefSeq names its product T-box protein 2. The transcript is spliced from 5 exons. Gene Ontology annotation, cellular component: nucleus. Gene Ontology annotation, molecular function: DNA-binding transcription factor activity, RNA polymerase II-specific; RNA polymerase II cis-regulatory region sequence-specific DNA binding. The record is from RefSeq and is a predicted model, not a curated record. Lineage: Eukaryota; Metazoa; Arthropoda; Insecta; Diptera; Tephritidae. Gene Ontology annotation, biological process: positive regulation of DNA-templated transcription; regulation of transcription by RNA polymerase II; heart development. Bases 417 to 2093 code for a protein of 558 amino acids.